This is a messenger RNA of Eimeria mitis, 1800 nucleotides long. RefSeq lists its product as uncharacterized. Lineage: Eukaryota; Apicomplexa; Conoidasida; Eucoccidiorida; Eimeriidae. The record is from RefSeq and is a predicted model, not a curated record. The coding region runs from base 1 to 1800 and encodes 599 amino acids. The transcript has 9 exons.
AUGGGGGCCCAAGGGAUUCAGGCUGCUGCCUGCAGCGCGGCGCGAACAGCGAGAAGCAGAAACAGAUACAAGGCAAAGAGAGGCCCCACGCCAAAGCCCAGGCCGGCGAAAGCAGAAACAGAUACAAGGCAAAGAGAGGCCCCACGCCAAAGCCCAGGCCGGCGAGCCGCAGAAACAGAUACAAGGCAAAGAGAGGCCCCACGCCAAAGCCCAGGCCGGCGAACAGAUACAAGGCAAAGAGAGGCCCCACGCCAAAGCCCAGGCCGGCGAGCCGGGGGCCCCCCGAGGCCCCGGCGAAGGGGCCCCCACAAAGAGGAGGAGGAGGAGGGGCCCCCUGACGUCGGCUUGUUUGCGUGUACUGGCAUUGAUACAGAACACUGUCUCCCUGGGGGCCCCUCAGAUGUCCUCAGGGCGGGGGUAGAGGCCCAAGGGGCCCUUCUGCAGCAGCACCAGCAGCAGUGGGAGAGGGUUGCUGCGCGUGCUGCUGAGCUGGAAGCAGCAGGCGACAGUGCUGCUGCUGUGGCGGUGCAGACAGAGGCUAUCGAGCAACUCUGUCAGGGGGCCCUACAGAGAGCAGCAAAAGCAAAGAAAACCUUCAGCCUGCUGCAGGUAGAGGAUGAACGCAGAGUGCUGCUGCUCACACGCUACAAAGAAGCAGCAGCGCGGUGGUGGGCCUCGGUGCAGCAGGAAGAAAAAGGAAAACAGAAACACAGCGACAGCGGCGGCCAUAGCGGCAGCGACAGCGAGCCGCAGCCGCCACCACAGCAGCAGCAGCAGCAGCAGCAGCAGCAGCAGCAGCAGCAGUGCUCCGGGGUCUUCGACUCUGAAACCUCCGCGGACUCGUAUUGCAGCAGCAGCACAAGAGCACCUUCUGUGCCUGAGUUGUUGCUGCUGAGCAGCCCGGGUGGUGCUGGUGCGGUUUCUUCUCUCUCGCGCGCUGCUGCAGCAGCAGAAGGCGCCGCAUGCAGUGUUGGUGCUGCUGCAGCACCUGCAGCAGCAGCAGCAGCAGCAGCAGAAAAAGAGGGAGGCCCCUGCAGCCCGGAUGCGGCCCACUUGCCUAGCAUGGAGCAGCCACUCGAGCUAACAGGGGAAGCGCUGCUAAACUUCGAGCGCAACCGGCAGCUGAUUGCCUCAUUUCUGAAUGACUUUGCUGCCUGGGAGUUUGCUGCUGCGCCCGGGGCUGAAGCAGCAGCAGCAGCAGCAGCAGCAGCAGCAGCAGCUUUCUUACAGCAACUGCAAACGCAGUAUGCAGAAGCCACUGCAGGUGGCACCGAACUUCCCCUUUGUAAAUUUCUGCUGCAGAAGAGAGAAGAAGCGCUCAAGAAUUUACCGCCAGAGUUGGCAUCAACUGAGCAGGUCAGGGCCAUGCUGCAACCCGUCGCACAGCGUGUUGCUGCGUUUCUACCGCCCGUCGAGGCUUUGCUUAAGAAGCAGGUUACCACUUCUGCGGAUCUACUGAUGGGGAGGCCCACAGAGCUCCAGAGCGUCGCGAAACUGUGCAAGUCCGACCAACUGGCAAGCUGGUUAGCAGCCAUGAAGAUGAGCCUCGAUACCAGCAGCUCAGGGGGCCCCUGCGAGGCCACCAGCGUCGAUGACUUGAACACAAGCGGCAAAGCAGCUGAUGCUGUCGGGGGCAUUGAGGGCCCCACGGCCGCCCAGCUAAAUAAACUAGAAACUGCGGUGAAGACAGAGCUGAAACAGCUCAAAGAUACAUGCAUCAAGUCGCUUCAUGAUGCAUCACGAAUGCUAGAAGAUGUUAUGCAAGUUCAAGUUAAGCGUCUACCGGGUGCUCCUCAGUGA